UUCCUAUGAUUGGCUCACUGUCUGUCAUUUUUUCCUAUUUAGCGUACAAAGCUGGCAACUCAUUGAGUAGUUUUCCAUAAAUAUUCCCAGAUCAAGACAAAUCCAUCAGUCUAAUUUCCAUUUUUUACAUUACGUUACAAAUCACAAUCAAAGUUCUCUCCUUUGACCUUUCUAAAUACAAAUCAUUAACAUUUUUCAAUCAAAUCCAAUAUUCCAAGUAUAUCAAUCAACCCCAUUUCAAAUCAUACAAUAUAAAUAAUGGGUUUGGAAAGGGAAGAAGAAGAACCCACAAAAAUGUCAAAAUUAAGGUAUAAUUCUCCUUUAAUUCAAGUAAUAUUAAUAGGGUUAGUAUGUUUUUGUUGCCCUGGUAUGUUCAAUGCAUUAUCUGGUAUGGGGGGUGGUGGUCAGGUUGAUCAUACAGCAGCAAAUAAUGCUAAUACAGCUUUAUACACUACAUUUGCAAUGUUUGGGAUUUUGGGUGGUGGAAUUUACAAUAUAUUAGGGCCUAGAUUGACCUUGCUAGCCGGGUGUUCGACGUAUGUGCUGUACGCAGGCUCGUUUGUGAACUAUAAUCACCACCAUUCUCAGGGUUUUGUGAUUGCUGCUGGUGCACUUUUGGGUGUGGGUGCUGGUUUGUUGUGGGCUGGUCAAGGAGCUAUCAUGACUUCAUAUCCUACAACUAAGAGAAAAGGGAGUUAUAUUAGUAUGUUUUGGAGUAUAUUUAAUAUGGGGGGAGUUAUAGGUGGGUUGAUUCCAUUUAUAUUGAAUUAUAAUAGGGCUGAGGCUAGUUCUGUUAAUGAUGGGACUUAUAUUGGAUUUAUGUGUUUUAUGGGUGUUGGUGUACUUCUUUCAUUGUGUAUUUUACCACCUAAUGAAGUGAUUAGGAAUGAUGGGAGUGUGUGUGCUCAUAUUAAGUACUCGAAUGUAACGACUGAACUCGCUGAGAUUUUGAAGUUGUUCUUGAAUUGGAAGAUGUUAUUGAUUGUGCCAGCUGCUUGGGGGAGCAGUUUUUUCUAUACUUAUCAGUUUAAUAAUGUGAAUGGGGAGUUGUUUAAUUUGAGGACUAGGGGGUUUAAUAAUGUGUUUUAUUGGGGGGCUCAGAUGUUGGGGUCUAUUGGGAUAGGAUACUUGAUGGAUUUUAGCUUUCAGAGUCGGAGGAAAAGGGGAUAUUUGGGGAUUAUGGUUGUUGCUUUGCUUGGAACUGCGAUUUGGGGAGGUGGUCUAGCCAAUCAGUUGAGGUACUCAAGGAAUAAUGUUCCUGAGAAGUUGGAUUUUAAGGAUUCGGGUGCUGCUUAUGCCGGUCCAUUCCUAUUAUAUUUUAGCUUUGGCUUGUUGGAUGCCAUGUUCCAAAGCAUGGUUUACUGGGUUAUUGGUGCUCUGGCAGAUGAUUCAGAGACACUUAGCAGGUACAGUGGUUUCUACAAGGGAGUGCAGAGUGCAGGGGCAGCAGUUGCUUGGCAAAUUGAUGUACACAGUGUCUCGUACCUUAACCAGUUGAUUGUGAACUGGGUAUUGACUACAGUCAGUUAUCCCCUCCUGCUUCUACUAAUAAUGUUUGGAGUUAAGGAUGAAAGUGUAAAUGGAGAACAAUUCUUAGAAGAUAAGAAUGAUAGGCUAAGCAGUUUAUCUUGAUGCUUAUGCUUCCUCUUGACCUUCGGCUUUUCGUGCUAUAUUGUUAUAGUCAUAGUGAAGAUAUGAUGUAAGUUUAGGAAGUAAGAGCACUCCUAGAUGGAGGCAGGCUUCACAUCUUAAAUCAGUGUGCCUAGGACGUGCUGACUCGUGUGAUCGUGUCUGACUUAUAUAUCUGUUAUAUACUUAUAGUGUCAAAUUGUUAUCAACUUUAUGAAAUAAUGUGUUUAUAAAAAGAUAAACAGUAUUAUUUUUGUUGA
Messenger RNA from Chenopodium quinoa (quinoa), 1889 nucleotides. RefSeq names its product UNC93-like protein 1. NCBI's taxonomy places the organism in Eukaryota, Viridiplantae, Streptophyta, Magnoliopsida, Caryophyllales, Amaranthaceae. The coding region runs from base 259 to 1632 and encodes 457 amino acids. The record is from RefSeq and is a predicted model, not a curated record. The transcript has 2 exons.